AUGCACUCUGACGGCAUUGAUCUUGACAUGGGCGACGAGCCGCUGUACGGCGCUGAGGCACUUUCAUCAUCGCUCGCCGUGCAGCAGUGGAUCGACGAGUCAAACGACCGUGCCAAUGACUACUUCGAUCAGUCGACAGACGAUGACCUGUUUCCUGAAACCAAGCUAACGACGCAUUCAUCAGGUGAAGAAGCCACUCAACAGCACCAGACGUCCGCGACUCCUCAUUUUGACCCUGCCGCGUUGCUCAACCCAAAGUCAUCGUCAAAGCGGCCAGCAUCUUCUUCAGGGACAAGCGAAUCCAGCCACACCCAGUCCAGUAGCCUCGGUCAGGUGUCGCUAGUGGAGCGCCUGCACAAUGUCGAAGAGCGCGCCGCGUCACCAGCCAAACGUGUGAAGACGGUUGAGGAACAGCAGCGCAAGAAGAAGCCUUUAAAUGGUGUACACUUUGGAGGCAGCGGUUCCCUGGAUCUCGCCAACAACAGCCAAAAUCCUGUACCUCUACCUGCCCAAGUCGAUCUUACAAUGAGCGACGAUGACGAGAUUGAAGUUGUGCAGGACAACAUGUCGCAGAUGAUCUGCAUUGGCAAGGUUGAGCAGACGUAUAUCAUGAUGCACACUGUACCAUUUCCCGACCCGAAGAAGUACACAGGCAACAGCGGAGCGCAGGGGAGGAUCAAAGUCGCUUUCCGGAGAGCCGGUCAACGCAACGACCUCACUGUUUUCGUCACAGACGCUGUGGGCAAAGAGUUUGGUAAGAUCGACACCAAGACUGCACAUGCUAUUGUUCCGCUCAUCGACAGUGCUAAGAGUAGCGGCCUGAUGUGGGUGGCAUGGACAGAUCCAAGGAAGCGUCAAAACGAACCCGCAACGCCUGGCUCCUCGCACCAUGCCCUUAUCUCAAUGACUCUACAGUUGUAUUGCCCGCGCAGGCAUGCUCACGGUAUUGGCAAGUUCUUAAAGAACAAGAACACAAAGUUGACACGGCCAUCAUGGGAGCUGGAGAAGUAUAACUACUUCAAUCCACAAACGCAGGAGACCGCCACGCGGCUUCAGCUACAGCACCCAACUACUGGUCCGCAUGGCAAUCCACGAUAUGCACCGGCUAUACCUACAACCAACUACGUUUUGCGCAGCGUUGAUGAGAUCCGCGACGAUGUCCAGAACGUUUUCGACUCUGUUGUUGGCAGCUCGGAAGAAGUGCCGACACGCGAACCGUCCUCGCAUAUCAAGACCGAACUCUACCCUCACCAAAAACAAGCUCUGCACUUCAUGUGGAGCAGGGAGCAAGAGCUUACUGGCGAGGAGACAGACAAAGCUGAUCCACUAUGGAAGCCACAUUAUCUCGAUAAUGGUCGCAAAAAGUACAUCCAUGUUAUCACCGGGGAGGAGCAGGAAAUUAGAGAGAAGUCCUGUCGAGGCGGCAUCCUUGCAGACGAGAUGGGCCUGGGCAAGACCCUCAGCAUCCUAUCCCUUGUUGCCGACGAGUCUUCGAUUGCAGAUUCCCGAGACUUCGCAACAAAAAAGCCGCCCCGAAUUCAAGUUGGCACACCAGCCAUUCAACCCGUGUUCAACAGCCGAGCCACGCUUCUUGUGUGCCCUCUUAGCACGAUGACGAAUUGGAAAGAGCAGAUGAAGGACCACUUUCCUGCUGGCAGCGCGCUCAAAUGGACCCGCUACCACGGCAGUGAGCGUUUUGAUAUGAAAGCGAGCGAGUUGGCGGAUAACGAUAUUGUCGUCACCACCUAUCACAUCAUCGCAAAGGACAUGCUGGACAAGAGGCGGGCACUGCCCCAUAUUAACUGGUUCCGCAUUGUAUUGGACGAGGCCCAUACUAUCCGCAAUCCAACUGCGCAGUCCAGGGCAACGAUUGCGCUUCCUGGACAGCGGCGUUGGGCUGUCACUGGCACUCCUGUCCAGAACCGUCUUGAGGAUCUUGGUGCGUUGUUCAGCUUCAUACAGCUCAAGCCUUUCGAUAGAACCUACGGCUUCAACCUAUACAUCCUCAGUCCAUUUAAAGCUGCCGAUCCAGAAGUCGUGCCGAAACUGCAGCUUCUAGUCAGCACAGUCACCAUCCGCCGCACAAAAGAAAUUAUCAAGAACGAGGUACCGGCACGCCUUGAUAUGACAGUUAGGCUGAAGUUCUCCCGACCAGAGCAACAGCUUUACGACUGGUUUGAAAAAGAUACACAACGCAAGGUCAAUGCCGUUACCUCAGGCGAGAAGUUGGGAGGCAACUCAUAUGCACGUAUCUUGACGGCUAUUCUCAACCUGCGACUCAUCUGCGCUCACGGUCGCGACCUUCUCAACGAAGAUGCCCUGCGGACGACUGAUGGCAUGACGUCCGAUCAGCCUAUGGAGAUUGACGAUGAAGAAGAGGAGGCGCCAUCGCUCACACGGCAGCAGGCUUACGAGAUGUUGGACAUGCUUGGACAGACUAGUGCAGAUCUGUGCGCGUAUUGUCACAAAUCCGUCUUCAACGACGUCGACACUGAUGACGAGGACGAGGACGGCGAACCUCCAAACCUGAUCGGACACAUGACUUCGUGCUAUCAUGUCGUUUGUCCGAAGCACACCAAGAGGCUGAGGACGGAUUUCAUCAAUAACAAGCUUGAUAAUGGCAUGGUCAAGUGUCACUUCUGUGAAGACAAGGUCAAGCAGUCUCUAUUUGAGCUGAACCGCAGUGACUAUCAAGACUUCUGCGACGAGCGCGAGAAGAUGCGCAGGGAUCCCAAACUCUCAAAGAAAAUCAACACUUACGCCGGACCGCACACGAAGACACUGGCUCUGCUCAAUGACCUUGCGGAGUUCCAUCUUUGGAGCGAAAACAACCCUGAUGAGCGCCCCAUCAAGAGCGUCGUCUUCUCCACCUGGACAACUCACCUUGACCUAAUUGAGAUCGCUCUCAAGAAUCACUCACACGUCUACGUCCGCCUUGAUGGGCGCAUGACCCGCGAGGCACGCGACAAAUCAAUGCGCGUCUUUCGUGAAGACCCUUCUGUGCGCGUCAUGCUCGUAUCCAUUGGCGCUGGCGGACUGGGUCUCAAUCUGACCACUGCUAACAAGGUCUACAUGAUGGAGCCGCAGUUUAAUCCUGCUGCUGAGGCACAGGCUGUCGACCGUGUGCAUCGCUUGGGUCAAGACAGGGAGGUCACGAUCAAGCGGUUCAUCAUGGAGCAUAGCUUUGAGGAGAAGAUGCUUGAGUUGCAGAACAAGAAGAAGGCGCUUGCUGAUAUCACGAUGGCCCGGGAGAAGAGGAAUAAGGGCGAGGAUUCGAAAAGGAGGCUGGAGGAACUCAGGAGUCUGUUCAAAUGA
Messenger RNA from Boeremia exigua, 3315 nucleotides. RefSeq names its product DNA repair protein rad5. The record is from RefSeq and is a predicted model, not a curated record. NCBI's taxonomy places the organism in Eukaryota, Fungi, Ascomycota, Dothideomycetes, Pleosporales, Didymellaceae. Gene Ontology annotation, molecular function: ATP binding; ATP-dependent chromatin remodeler activity. Bases 1 to 3315 code for a protein of 1104 amino acids. The transcript is spliced from 4 exons. Gene Ontology annotation, cellular component: cytoplasm.